Molecule: messenger RNA, 978 nt
Organism: Drepanopeziza brunnea f. sp. 'multigermtubi' MB_m1
Lineage: Eukaryota; Fungi; Ascomycota; Leotiomycetes; Helotiales; Drepanopezizaceae
Cellular component (GO): plasma membrane
Source: RefSeq, a predicted model, not a curated record
AUGGCAGCGUCCCUGACUGCAGGAGCCGUAUUCGGCUCGGCCCUGACGGCCUCGGGCGUCUACUCACCCAGCAUCAUCAUCUCGCAGAUGCAUCUGUCAAAUUUCCACAUGCUUCAAGUCUUCCUCGCCGCAAGCGGGACCACCACAAUCGCCAUCUUCCUCGCCCGGAGAGUCAAUCUCGCUCUGAGUUUGCCUUGCCCGCCGUCGCCGCUUGGGCUCUUCCAGUAUGACGGGAACGUAAUCGGGGGCCUGGUGCUCGGCGCGGGCAUGACCCUCACAGGGGCGUGUCCCGGCACGGUCCUGGUGCAGGUUGCGACGGGACUACGGUCGGGAUAUUUUGCUCUGCUGGGAGGCCUCGUCGGUGGAACGCUAUACGCUUUUCUCGAGAGUAGCAUACGUCCCGCCCGUCUCGCGCCCAAAAGCAAAGAUGACGUUCCAACUCUGACGCUUUACGAGAAGCUGGGGGUAUCCGAAGGGAGUGUGUUUGUGGUGUAUGAAGCUAUGCUGCUAAUCGCCGUUGCGGUAGCGGGCAUGCUGAGUCCAAGGACGGACGGUGUGUUGUUGAAGCCCGUUAUGGGCGGCUUGGCGAUUGGAGGUGCCCAGGUUGUGUGUUGGGCGUUGACGCCAGACACGGUGGGUGUAUCGAGUGGGUAUGAGCAGAUUGGAUCCAUCGCGAGAUGGUUGGUAGGAGCCGGAGCAUUUCCGGCCACUGAAUCGAUUACCUUCGUAAUCGGUGUCUUUUCAGGGAGCUUUGUACUGAGUCGAUUGGUAGGAUUGGCAGAUAUUCCGGGAGGAGGUGCUUCUAUUAGGGACCUGACUGCCAUUACAGGCGGCGUAGCGAUGGUCUUGGGUGCGAGGAUUGCUAGGGGCUGUACUUCUGGACACGGGAUUAGUGGAAUGUCGACAUUUUCUCUAGCGAGCAUUGUCAGUGUGGCGUCGAUGUUUGCUGGUGGGAUAGCGCUGGCUUUGAUUCUGUAA